AUGCCCGACUACGACAACGACUAUGCUCUCUUCCAGGCUGAAUUCGCUGGCGGUGACACCGACACUGAGAUGGGCGAAGGCUCACCAGCCACCAGCUCUUCUCCUUGCCCAGCUGAACCACCCAACCCCUCUAUCCUCUACAACAACAUUCCUCCCCACGACUUUGACAUCCCAAUCGCCCAGACCAUCGAUCUCACAAGCGAGCUAACAAGACCAGGAGGUCCUCUCCCAAUCUCCGGGCCCUACUUCAACAUUGACAUCACCAAGACGCUUGAUCUAAUGCUUGCAAGACACCAGCAGAAAGGCCAACGCUUCUUCCGCUUGAAGUGGGCCAUGAAUUACCUCUCCCAGGGCUUUUAUCCUGCAUGCAAAUAUCCCGGUUGUACGUCUAGAUGCAGAAUCGUGGACCACGACCUCAAAGUUCUGACUUGCAAGAAACUCCAACCUGACGGUGAGGAUUAUAUGCGCUAUGUGACUACUGACAAAGAGCACGCUGCUUUCCUCUGUGUAUCCUGCGUGCAUGAGAACUGGAUGCCAUCGUUCAUGUGGAAGACCAGAGUCGUCGGUUUCAUGGCAAACCCGGUGGUUGAGGUCAAGACGUUUGAGCGUUGGUCAACUCCUGAGUUCUUCUUCAAUAGAGCAAGAGAUACUGAUGCUUUUCCUGAGGCUGUCACUGCUACGAGCGUUUUGAACAAGACAUACAAUUACUUACUCCCGGUAGUUGCUGCUGGAUUUGGGCUCCGAUAG
Molecule: messenger RNA, 747 nt
Organism: Aureobasidium vineae
Lineage: Eukaryota; Fungi; Ascomycota; Dothideomycetes; Dothideales; Saccotheciaceae
Source: the annotation of a GenBank genome assembly